AUGGACGAGCCACGCGAGGUGAGGAACGAGGACGGCACGGUGCCCAAGUGGGCGCGCCGCGUCACCGACACCUUCGUGGACGCCACCGGGAUCCGGGAUGCCAAGUAUCGCGAACUCGUCGAGUCGAUCGAGGCUGCCGAGAAGGCGACCAACGGCGUCUUCUCGUCCAAGAGCGCGGGCGGAAUCCUCGACAUGAACGCGUACAGGGAGAUGGAGGAGGAGGACCGCAUCGCGAUGGGGAUCGAGCAGGCGCGUCGGAACGCGGAGGCGGCGCAGCUGGCGAAGCUCCGCGCGGAGAGGGAUCGGAUCGACGAGGAGGCGGCGAGGGCGAGGAUCAAGGCCGCGACCGAGGCCAGCCUGGCGGCCGCGCCGCGCGACAAGAAGAAGGCGGACGCCGCCGGCGCGCCGUUCAAGCUCGUGAAAGUGGUCAAGAAGAAGCCAACCCCGGCGAAGCGGACGACGGAGGAGACGGAGACCGGGGACGGGGACGACGCGGGAGGCCUCCGCGGUCUCCUCGGCGGCUACGGCAGCGACGACUCCGCCGACGGCGUCGACGUCGCGCCGCCGACGACAGGAUUCGAACCCGCGACGAUUGAACCCCCUCCGCCGCCGCCGGUUGAAUCGCUCGACCCGAGCUCCCCCCGGCCGCCUCCCCCCACCACCCUUCCUCCCCCUCCCGACGCGGACCGCUCGGGCGACGAGCACGAUUUCGCCGCUCGAGAGACGGCGAGGGCGUCGUCGCUCGCGGCGGAGGAGGAGGAGGAGGAGGCCGCCGUCGCGGCGAGGAUGAAGGAGGAGGCGCGCGCGAGACGUCCUUUCCGGGAGGAGCGCGAGGGGCGCGAUGCGACGGCGAGGCGGGACGAGGCGGAGGCGGAGGAGCGAGGGUGGGCGAGGGGUGGGAGCGGCGGGGGCGAGCGAGAGGGUGGCGGGAGGAGGACGAGGAGGAGGUCGAGGUCGCGAUCCGAGUCUUACCCACGGCGCGUCCGGCGCGGCAGGGACGGGAGUAGGGACAGGAGCAGGAACAAGAGCAGAGACAGUGACAGGAGCAGAGACGGGGACAGGAGCAGGAGUAGGAGUAGGAGUAGGGGCAGGGACCGGCGGGACCGGCGGCGACGAAGUCGGAGUCGGGAGCGCUGGGAGCGGCACUACUCCGAGAAGUUCGGCCUGGACGACCGAGGGGCGAACGCGGGGCGCGACGGCGGGAAGAGCGUGGAGGAGUGGACCAAGUACUACGAGGAGAAGUACGCCCUCUCCAAAUAG
Messenger RNA from Micromonas commoda, 1260 nucleotides. RefSeq lists its product with no specific name. The record is from RefSeq and is a predicted model, not a curated record. The transcript has a single exon. Lineage: Eukaryota; Viridiplantae; Chlorophyta; Mamiellophyceae; Mamiellales; Mamiellaceae. Bases 1 to 1260 code for a protein of 419 amino acids.